This is a messenger RNA of Oryza brachyantha (malo sina), 3493 nucleotides long. RefSeq names its product glycine--tRNA ligase, chloroplastic/mitochondrial 2. Gene Ontology annotation, molecular function: ATP binding; arginine-tRNA ligase activity; glycine-tRNA ligase activity. The record is from RefSeq and is a predicted model, not a curated record. NCBI's taxonomy places the organism in Eukaryota, Viridiplantae, Streptophyta, Magnoliopsida, Poales, Poaceae. The transcript has 34 exons. Gene Ontology annotation, cellular component: mitochondrion; cytoplasm; chloroplast stroma. The coding region runs from base 24 to 3221 and encodes 1065 amino acids. Gene Ontology annotation, biological process: glycyl-tRNA aminoacylation; arginyl-tRNA aminoacylation.
CUGUAGAGUAGAGUAGAGGAGCCAUGGCGGGUUUGGCUCCCGCUCCAACGCUUCUCCUCCUCCGCCCCCUCCCCUUCUCUCCAGCCUCCACCCCAUCCUCUCGCCGACGCCGACGCCACCGCCACCGCCUGCGUCUGCUAUCCGCCGUUGCCGCGGCCGACGGUGAUGCCCCCUCCCCCUCCCCCGCACCCGUCUCCGCCAAGGCGGAGCCCCAUUCCUCCUCCGCGCUCACCUUCCAGCAGGCCAUCCAGCGCCUCCAGGACUACUGGGCCUCUGUGGGAUGCGCUGUCAUGCAGUGCAGCAACACCGAGGUCGGAGCAGGGACCAUGAACCCCUUGACAUUCCUCAGGGUUCUAGGCCCUGAGCCAUGGAACGUCGCCUAUGUGGAGCCAAGCAUAAGACCCGACGACAGCCGCUAUGGGGACAAUCCUAAUAGGCUUCAGCGCCAUACUCAGUUUCAGGUAAUUUUGAAGCCUGACCCUGGAAAUUCACAAGACCUCUUUCUGCACAGCCUUUCAGCAUUAGGUAUCAAUGUACAUGAACAUGACAUCCGUUUUGUUGAAGACAACUGGGAGAGUCCAGUUCUUGGUGCGUGGGGAUUAGGCUGGGAGGUUUGGAUGGAUGGAAUGGAAAUCACGCAAUUCACAUAUUUUCAGCAGUCAGGAAGUCUUCCGUUGCUGCCUGUUUCCGUUGAGAUAACAUAUGGACUUGAACGCAUCCUCAUGUCUCUUCAGGGUGUAGAUCAUUUCAAGAAUAUACAAUACACUAAAGGAAUUACGUAUGGAGAACUAUUCCUUGAGAACGAGAAAGAGAUGAGUGCAUAUUAUUUGGAGCACGCAACUGUUGAUAACAUUCAAAAGCAUUUUGAUGAUUUUGAAGAAGAGGCUUGUUCUUUAUUAUCACUUGGGCUGCCUAUUCCUGCGUAUGAUCAUGUUCUGAAGGCCUCUCAUGCUUUUAAUAUUUUAGAUUCUAGAGGCUUUGUUGGUGUAACCGAGCGUGCAAGAUAUUUUGGUCGCAUGCGGAGUCUUGCUCGCCAGUGUGCUCAGCUUUGGGUGGAAACAAGAGAAAACCUUGGUCAUCCAUUGGGCACUUAUCAAGAGUCUAAUCUUAUCUAUCCUCAUGUCUCUGAAAAGCCUAGAAGAAAGGGUGUUAUUGGACAGCCACGGGCAUUUGUUCUUGAAAUAGGAACAGAAGAAUUGCCACCUCAUGAUGUGAUAGAAGCAGCUGAACAACUGGAAAAAUCGCUAAUUCAAAUAUUGGAGAAACGCAGACUGAGCCAUGGGAAAGUACGCUCUUAUGGGACACCAAGGAGAUUAGCGGUGGUUGUUGAAAAUCUUAAUAUGAAGCAAAUGGAGGAAGAGAUUGAACUACGUGGUCCACCUGUUGCAAAGGCAUUUGAUCAAGAAGGAAAGCCCACUAAGGCUGCUGAAGGAUUUUGUCGAAAGAAUAAUGUUCCCAUAGAUAGUCUAUAUAAAAGAAUUGAUGGUAAAACAGAAUAUAUCUAUGCUCGGGUCAAAGAGUCUGCACGUUUUGCUGAUGAGGUCUUAACUGAAGAUCUUCCAACUAUUAUAUCUGGUAUUUCAUUUCCCAAGUCUAUGCGCUGGAAUUCCAAUAUUGUGUUUAGCCGGCCAAUACGCUGGAUCUUCGCCCUUCAUGGGGAUCUCAUUGUGCCAUUUUGUUUUGCUGGCAUAUCAAGUGGGAACCAGUCGUGCGGCCUUCGUAACUCCUCCUUCGCUAACUUUGAGGUGGAAACUGCAGAAUUAUAUUUACACACCAUGGAAAAAGCUGGGAUCGUGAUUGAUAUGCAGGAGCGCAAACGACAAAUCUUGCAUGACUCUAGUAUAUUGGCUGAGGGUGUUGGUGGUGAUAUCAUUGCACCUGAGAGCCUGGUACAGGAGGUUAUGAAUCUUGUGGAGGUGCCGAUGCCCAUUAUUGGUCGAUACGACGUUUCCUUCUUAGAACUUCCAAAGGAUGUAUUAAUAACGGUUAUGCAGAAGCACCAGAAGUAUUUCCCUGUAACCUCCAAGUCCAUGGGCAAUCUACUACCAUAUUUUAUUACUGUUGCCAAUGGUGCCAUUAAGGAAGAAGUGGUCCGCAAAGGGAAUGAAGCUGUACUCAGGGCACGUUACGAGGAUGCUAAAUUCUUUUAUAAGAUGGAUACGCAAAAGAAACUAUCUGAAUUCCGAGGCCAGCUCAGCAGCAUUCUCUUUCAUGAAAGGCUUGGUACAAUGCUUGACAAAAUGAAACGUGUUGAGAACACUGUUGCAGAAGUGGCCCUUGUUCUUGGAAUAAAUGAGAAAAUGAUCCCAGUUAUCAAAGAUGCAGCUGCCUUGGCUAUGUCAGAUCUUGCCACUAAUAUUGUUACAGAAUUUACUUCACUUGCUGGAAUUAUGGCACGACAUUAUGCUUUGAGAGAUGGCCUUUCAGAACAGAUUGCAGAAGCCCUAUUUGAGAUAACGCUUCCAAGGUUCUCUGGUGAUAUGUUCCCAAAAACAGAUCCUGGCAUAGUCCUUUCGGUUGCUGAUAGAUUGGAUAGUCUAGUGGGUCUGUUUGGAGCUGGAUGCCAACCAAGUUCUACAAACGAUCCAUUUGGGCUGAGGAGAAUUUCCUAUGGAUUGGUUCAAAUAUUGGUUGAGAACAAGAAGAACUUUGACCUCACGAAGGCCUUGACCUUAGUGGCAGAGGAGCAGUCAAUAACAAUAGAUAAUGGUGUUAUAGAUGAGGUAGUACAAUUUGUCACACGGAGAUUGGAGCAACUUUUGGUGGAUGAGGGAAUUAAUUGCGAGAUAGUCCGUUCAGUGCUUAUGGAGCGUGCAAACUGCCCUUAUCUAGCAUCACAAACAGCAAUUGAAAUGGAAGCAUUUGCAAAAACUGAAGAUUUCCCAAAAAUUGUUGAAGCGUACUCAAGGCCCACAAGAAUAAUACGUGGAAAAGAAAUUGGGUCUGUUUUAGAGGUUGAUGCAAGUGUAUUUGAAAAAGAUGAAGAGCGAGCUUUGUGGAGUGUCUACUUGGAGGUUGCCGAUAAGAUUCAUCCUGGUGUUGACAUAAAAACCUUUGCGGACGCAUCUCUGGAACUGCUGCAACCCCUAGAAGAUUUCUUUACAAACGUUUUUGUCAUGGCGGAUGAUGAGAAAGUUCGUAACAAUCGGCUGGCGCUUUUAACAAAAGUGGCGGGUCUGACCAAGGGAAUAGCUGACCUGUCAGUUUUACCAGGAUUUUGAUUUAGCCACUUUUGUUGCUCUACUAGUUUUUAUCUGUACCAUAUAUGAUUGUACAUUCUUAUCGACCAAGUGCAAUUUUGCUGCCAAGAAAAGAGAGCGAUCCCUACAUAUACAGUAGCUUAGCAUAAAUGGUCCUCAGCUUUGUUAUCCAUUGCUAGGCUAGACACGAAAAGCCUAAUGGACGAACACCUGCGUGCCCACCAGGUCACGUAAAUAUUUCAUACUACUCUGUCCCAAAAAAAAAAAGAGAACUUCUGUGUUGUGUUUUCCGG